AUGCAAUGGACAUCUCCAUUCCCUGACUCUUUCUUUAAAAAAGUAUGGGUUGUUGUUUACUUCAUCAUUCUUUGGUCGAUAUGGAAGGAACGAAAUAGCCGAAUUUUUCAGCAGGUAUCUAUGAACACUCAACAAACAGAAGAUUUAAAUCUUCUUCGGCUUGGGUGGUGGAUAAAGGGGUGGGAGCUUCACUUCUCUUAUAGUCCUGAAGAUUUUUUGAGAAACCCACAGUGUCUUCGUUGGUCGUCACUGAAGGAUAACUUUCCAACCUCACCUCCCAACCCGACUGCUUCUAUCUGGUCUCCUCCCCCAGGAAACCACCUAAACUGGAAUGUUGACGCCUCUCUCCACACUGUUCUCAACAAAACAUCAAUUGGAGGAGUUCUGCGAGACUCGGAUGGGAAGUUCAUGUGCAUUUUCUCAAGGAAAUAA
This is a messenger RNA of Spinacia oleracea (spinach), 432 nucleotides long. RefSeq lists its product as uncharacterized. The transcript has a single exon. NCBI's taxonomy places the organism in Eukaryota, Viridiplantae, Streptophyta, Magnoliopsida, Caryophyllales, Amaranthaceae. The coding region runs from base 1 to 432 and encodes 143 amino acids. The record is from RefSeq and is a predicted model, not a curated record.